UGGCGGCGGUCCGGAGCGUGUUUGUUCGUGUGUGUGGUGAUUUCCCGUGUGCUCAGGUGGCGGCGCAGCGUCAGAGAGCUCUCGCCAUUAUGUGUCGAGUGUACGCGGGCUCCAUCUACUACGAGCUGGGCGAGGACACCAUCCGACAGGCCUUCGCUCCCUUCGGACCAAUCAAAAGCAUCGACAUGUCCUGGGACUCCGUCACCAUGAAACACAAGGGUUUCGCCUUCGUCGAGUACGAGAUGCCCGAGGCAGCUCAGCUGGCGCUCGAACAGAUGAACUCUGUCGUCCUCGGAGGCCGAAACAUCAAGGUUGGGAGGCCCAGUAAUAUCGGCCAGGCUCAGCCAAUCAUCGACCAGCUAGCAGAGGAGGCGCGCGCCUUCAACAGGAUCUGCGUGGCGUCCAUUCACCCCGACCUCGCCGACGACGACAUCGAGAGCGUCUUCGAGGCCUUCGGGAGGAUCAAGUCCUGCAUGUUGGCCCGCGAACCGACCACGGGACGCCACAAAGGCUACGGCUUCAUUGAGUAUGAAGGACCUCAGUCUGCUCAGGACGCCGUUGCCUCCAUGAACCUGUUUGACCUCGAGGGUCAGUACCUGCGGGUGGGGAAGGCUGUGACUCCGCCCAUACCCCUCCUCACGCCCACGACUCCUGGUGGGCUCCCUGCUGCCGCCGCCGCCGCCGCCAAGGUAACCGCCCAGGAGUCGGUGGGAGUAUCCGUCCUUGGCGCUCUGGCUGGACUCCCUCAGGCCGUCACGGCCGCUCAGGCUCCGUGUGUCAUCACUGGUAGGAACACUUGCUGCCCCACCCACACACAUAUAAGCCCCGCCCCCACACGGAGAGACGUGGGUUUGGUGAACCCGGUGCUGGCCACGCCCCCGGCUGCAUCCUUUAUCUCUGAGGGGACGAGGAAAGAGGAGGCGCAGGAGGCGCAGAGCGACAGCACCACGGAGCCGCUGAGCAAGCAGCUGAGCAUCAGUGGGAACAGUGCCCGACACAUGGUGAUGAGGAGGCUGCUCCGCAAGCAGGAGGUACGGGUUCAAUCCCCGGAGCCCAGGGGCCCAGGGGCCCAGGGGGCAAGGCAGGAGGAGGCUUCAACUCCUUCUCCCCCCUGUAGUGUG
Molecule: messenger RNA, 1121 nt
Organism: Plectropomus leopardus (leopard coralgrouper)
Lineage: Eukaryota; Metazoa; Chordata; Actinopteri; Perciformes; Serranidae
Source: RefSeq, a predicted model, not a curated record